GGAAGUGAGUGCCGCAGCAUCUAAUCCAAGGUUCCAUUACCACUUAGCAGUGUUAUGCUCCCACCACCAUCGUCGUUCUUGGUGUUCACACAGAUUAUUCUUAUUCCCCUAUCACUAUUAUAAUCUUCUUCUCCAUCUGUUUUAUACAUGACAUUGUGAAAUUGGACUACAACAAUAUUUGGAGGGGGGAGUUCUGGGUAGUCGAUCAUCAUCAGGACUACAAGAUGAAGGCUAGAAAAAACAAUUCCAACAACAUGAACAUGAUGAUGAAUGGCAGUCCUCCUCCACCUCCUCCUCCUCAAAUUGAAGGCAAUGCCUACGCCAACUUCAACCACAACAAUCCUUAUGUUCAAUAUUCCCCAGUUCCCACGUCGAAUUCACCUACCAAGCGUCCCAUAGAUAAGGUGCUUGACACAUUGAAUCAUUGUGGUAAAAGGGUUGAAGGUGCCUCCAGAAGAGCAGACACCAUUACGGACAAUGUCUGGCAUCACUUGAGAAUGAGUCCUAGUCUUGCAGACGCAGCAGUGGCGAGGCUUACUCACGGGACAAAGGCUCUUACAAGAGGGGAUGAUAAAGUAUUCCAGCAAAAAUUUGAGACUGUGAUGCUACAAGAGAAGCUCCUGCAUUCAUAUGCUUGCUAUCUCUCAACUUCUACUGGACCUGUAAUUGGAGUGCUGUAUAUUUCCAAUAAAAGAAUAGCCUUUUGUAGUGAUUUCUGUCACUAUAUUUCCCCAGCGCAUCCGAACACAUAUUUUAAGGUGGUGGUGCAGCUUGAUCAGUUAAGAGCAGUGAAUCCUUCUGCAAACAGAUGGAACCCUUCAGAGAAAUACAUACAGAUAGUAACAAGAGACGGUCAUGAGUUCUGGUUCAUGGGGUUCAUAUCUUAUGACAAGGCCCUCAGUAACCUAACCCAAGCUCUCAACCCUAGUUCUGGUGGAACUCAUCUCAACCCUAAAUAACUUCAGUUAACUUCUAUAUAUUGGAAUGUAAUGCAACAUAUCUUGCAUAUCCAGAGUUCACCUUGUGUUAAAAUUCCAAUAAUGAGAGUACUUUUCCUUGA
Messenger RNA from Rosa rugosa (rugosa rose), 1060 nucleotides. Its product is annotated as GEM-like protein 2. NCBI's taxonomy places the organism in Eukaryota, Viridiplantae, Streptophyta, Magnoliopsida, Rosales, Rosaceae. Bases 225 to 959 code for a protein of 244 amino acids. The record is from RefSeq and is a predicted model, not a curated record. The transcript is spliced from 4 exons.